AUUUCUUCUGUUUCGUGGUUAAAUGGUUAUGUGACUAUGAGUGUAUGGAAAAUGGCAAUUUUACUUUAGUGCGAUAAUGUCUUUUCUUACGAGCUAUUGUGGAAUUCGUGUAUUGAAAAUGAUUUUCAACAAUCAUAUAAUUUUGUUUUUUGAAUUUUAUGGUCUAAGUUUUAAAGUUUGGAGUUCUGUUGGCACACGUAAGUUUGAUUGUUGUCAUCGAGAAAUUCAUUUAAUGCAAUCAUCAAGGCCUAAGAAGAAUGUCGAAAGUAUAUGUGGACUAGCACCUAGUGGUAUUGGGCUCUAUAACUAAUUAGUAGAAAUUUGACAUUUAUCUAGGUAAUUUUAAGUUCGCUGAGAAUUCCUAAGUUCCAUUGUGUUUAGUAACAACUUCAAAAUGUACACCCAGAAUUUGAACUAUUUGCCAAAUAAAAAACAGUCCACAUUUGGUCUUAGUGGUUCUAUUCCUCAUCAUUUAGAAUUUAUUAAAAAAAUAACUACCAAGCCAUUUAUUCAAUUUGAAGAUACUUCAAGGAACGUGAGUGUUGAUUAUAAAACUGUUUGUGAGGAUCGGAGUCAAGAAAAUAUUGUACCAAGUACAAAUAUAAUGGACUUUAUGUAUAGUUUCAGAGACACUUCUAAGUCUAGAAGUACUGUUACAACAAUACCUAAUCAUAGUGAGAGGGUCAAAAGUAAUUGUAAAGAUUUAAGCUUGAUAACACAGUAUAGCAAAAUGGCUACAAUGCCUAUGUUGUCAUCACAACUUGUUGGGGGGUUUGUUGGAAGUAAAAGUCAGAUUGGAAGGAAACCUGCUCAUGGAUUUAGACUCAAAAUGUGGGAUAUCAUUAGAGAAUUGUUAUUAAUUGGCCAUCCACCAAAGACUUCUUCAAUUGAGAAUAUAAAAAAAACUGAUGUUAUUGAAGAAAACCGUUGCAAUAUGUGGAAGGCCAAUGAAACACAACAUUAUUCAACAAGUAGUUCUGAUAACUGUUCACUGAAACAUGAGCCCAGUCAAGAUCAAACAAAAGUGGAGAAUUGUAACAGGCAGUCUUAUGCUGAUGUUGCUAAAGCAAAGUCUUGUAAAGUAAGAGAAACGCCUACUAAAUCUACUACAUUUGAUCCAUCUGAUAAUCAUGGUAAUAGUAACCAAUCAAAAGAUUGCAGUAUGACAAAUCACAUGAUUGAACCUGUACAAUUAUUACCUGAAAAUAAUUCUAAUAGGAACAGAUUUGCAUCAGAUUGUUCUGCUGAUAGUGAAGACAGUUUUAUUGUUUUUGAAUACUGUGAUGAUGAUCUUAGUGUUGAUGGUGAUAGUAGCUACAGUGAUGAUGAACUCACUCAAGAUUCUCACUCAAAUGAGGAGUCAUCUUCAAAUUUUGGCAGUGUGCCAUCAAGAAAGUUCAGUUUUAACCAGUGCUGUAAUCCAGGGACAAAAAAGGUGCGGUUUGCUGAGGGCAAGGAUCUGGCACAAAUUCAUCCAAUGGUAACAUGGGAUUUUGCUUACCGGUCAGCUCGCAAGGGACCUUGGGAGACCCUGGCACUUGACUCUGAACGCUUCAAAUGUCGUGUUGCCAGGACUGAGAAGAUUCUCGCACCUGUAUUGGAUCCCGAACACCGAGCCACAGUGUACCGACUUCGUUUUAGUCCAUCUAGCUCCAGUUAGCAGUGAUUCACUAUAUUGAACUUUGACUCAUCAUUGUGAUAUUAUAGCUCAUGAGACUAAUGUAAUUUACACUACUAUGUAAUAUAUCUUUAUUUAAAGCUGGUUUUAAAUUUGGAGUAAUGUAUUUCAAAAAAGAUAUUUUAAUACAUUUUAGUUAUAUACAGUUGCAUUUGGAUAUGUAUAAUAAUUGCAACCAUAGUUAAUUAUUUAGAUUUCUCUAAUUUUAUUGUAAAAAAUUGUAAAAAGGUUUAGUUUUUAGCUGAUUAUUUGGUAUUAGGUGAUAGAAUAAUAUCAGUUUGUUAUAAGGCUGGAACUUAAUUUUACAUAUUCUAAAAUUAGAUAUAUAACUGAAGGACGAAACAUCCCUUUUAAUUUCUUGUUCUUUUCAUUGCUCGUUUUUUUAUUACUUUUAUCAAGCAUUAAAGGAACUGGAUAAAUAUAACUAGCUUAACAUUUAUUUCAGAGAUCUGGAAAAGUAGAUAACUUAUUAGGGGAAAUAAUAGUACCAAUAAAGGUGGGUAUGGUACCACAUCCCCAUUUUGUCACUAAAUACAUUUAUUAACUGUAAAACCUCUAUUUUGACUUCCUGUUACUAAACAUUUCUUCAUAAAUAAAAAAAUGUGCAUGUGUUCUGACGCAUCUCAAGUGUCAACCUUGUGUAUACUUUUAGGUAAUUAGCUCAAAAACAAUUUCAAUUAUUAACUGAAUUUUUAGGAGGUGUCCAUUAAAGUUCAUACAUUUGAGUGCUAUAUCAUUUAGCAAUUAUAAUAAACAAUGUCUACUUCGUACUAAGCAGUUGUUUAUGAUAAAAUUAAUAAUUAUAUUUAAAAACACAAUAUGUUACAUGGUUCUAAGUCUCCGUAACCAAAUGGAAAAUUGGAAUAUGCUCUGUGUGAGUCUGUGGAGUAUCUGUUUUCAUGCUUGUGCACACAUGCUCAUAAUAUGCUUUUCAGGCUCCUAUUGUGAUCUCUUGGUGGCUGAUUUUGUACUCCAAACCGUCUGACAUAUUUUGUUUAAAAAAAGAUGGUUGUUUAAUUUUGUAAUAUGAUUCGAAUUUUUUGUCGUAGUUGCUAAAUUUUAAUUAUAAAUCUCCACUGUAUGAACUUGAGUGUUUCUUGAACAUUUCAUUUAAAUAAUUGGAGUUUUCCUUGAACUAACGUACUAAAAGUUUGCCAAACAUGACACUUAAGUUGUGUCCACAAACCAUAUUUUUUUAUUUUUCUAAUUAUAUAUAGAAGUAGAAAAUUAAAAGAUAUAAAAAUAUUGAAAAAUCUAUUUAAUGACAAAGCACAUUUAAUCAUUACAGAACCAACAAUUGAUCAAUAUUUAAAAAAAUGUUUAAUUAUUGUUAAGUUUUUCUUUAAUAAUAAAAAAAACUUUAAAUAAAAGCUCUAAGCUUUAGUGUGAAUUGUUGGAGCUGUGAGUGACUAGUGAAAUGAGAAAUAAUACCAAAUUAUGCAUUUGCCACUACCAAGUAUAUGUUUGUUAAAUGUUGUAGGUCAGUGCUUUUAUUUAAAGUUUUGUAUUAAACCUAUUCUGUAUUA
Messenger RNA from Homalodisca vitripennis (glassy-winged sharpshooter), 3204 nucleotides. RefSeq lists its product as uncharacterized. Gene Ontology annotation, cellular component: endoplasmic reticulum; protein phosphatase type 1 complex. Gene Ontology annotation, biological process: response to endoplasmic reticulum stress. NCBI's taxonomy places the organism in Eukaryota, Metazoa, Arthropoda, Insecta, Hemiptera, Cicadellidae. The coding region runs from base 395 to 1660 and encodes 421 amino acids. The record is from RefSeq and is a predicted model, not a curated record. Gene Ontology annotation, molecular function: protein phosphatase regulator activity. The transcript has 3 exons.